AUGAGCCCGGCAAGAGUGAAGCUACCUCCGCUGGUAGUGAAAAAUGCCCAUCUUAACGAGCUCAUCGCGGAUCUGGCGUCGCUGGGCGUCAAAGCCAAAUUCAAAUUAGGCAGAGUCGGCACCAAGGUGGUGCUUCGUACCAAAGCGGAGUGUGACUUGGUCAUCGUCCACCUGAGGACUUCCAAGGUGGAAUUCUUCACCCAUGACAUCCUCGGUGAAAAACUGGUCAAGGUCGUCCUCAGGAGCCUACCAAAUUUCGACCCGAAGUUUAAAGAAAAUGAAAUCAGAGACCGGUACAAGCUGGCCCCAAGCACCGUCUAUCUGAUGACAAGGAAGGACGAAAAUGUGAAGGCGUAUCCGGAUUGCCUUCUCCUGGUACACUUACAGAAGGGAACGGUGACACUCAACGCACUGAAAGCCAUUCGCUCCAUCAAUUCCAUCAUCGUCCGCUGGAAGCCAUAUCGUGCCGGCCAUCGCGAUCUGACUCAGUGCCAACGGUGUCUGAACUUUAGACACGGCACCCGAAACUGCAACAUUAAGCCACACUGUGGCAAUUGUGUUCAAAACCACGCCACCUCCAAAUGUGCUGCGGAUGAAGCUGUGUCGUCUAAAUGCGCCAACUGUUGA
Messenger RNA from Ochlerotatus camptorhynchus, 627 nucleotides. RefSeq lists its product as uncharacterized. NCBI's taxonomy places the organism in Eukaryota, Metazoa, Arthropoda, Insecta, Diptera, Culicidae. The coding region runs from base 1 to 627 and encodes 208 amino acids. The record is from RefSeq and is a predicted model, not a curated record. The transcript has a single exon.